AGUGCCCCCGCUCACGUGGAGGUAAUUUGAGCAGACAGCAGUUAACUUGAGCUGCCUGACUGACAGACAGCAACACUCUGGAUUUACACGGAGACCGAGGAACUACACCGCACAAACUGUAUAAUAACUGAUAUUUGUCGUGUAAAAGAGUAUAAAUACUCACUGUUUUGAAGGCUUGUCGGUUUGUGGGUCGACAUGAGGGCCCUGGACUUGCUCCUGCUGUUAUGUUGCUUGUGUGGCCUAUACGCGGUGGGAGGUGCGUCGGAGGGGGAGAAGCAGCUGAUGAAAGCCCUGUUCAACAACUACAACCUGAAGGUUCGCCCUACGGCCUCACCUGGCGCCAAGGUGGUGGUCCGGAUUGGCAUGAUCAUCUCCUCCUUCGUCAGCCUGAACAUGAAAGCAGAGGAGAUGAGCACAAUUGUUAUCAUGAACCUGGAGUGGACAGACCACCGUCUCUCCUGGAAACCUAAAGACAAUGACGGGAUCGAGGUGAUGCGACUUCCUGCUGGGAAGGUCUGGCUGCCUGACAUCGUCCUCAUCAACAAUAAUGAUGGUGUGUUUGAUGUGGCCCUCCAUGUUGCUGUCCAGGCCUAUAGUAGUGGGAGGGUGACCUGGUCUCCCCCUGCCCUCUUCUGUAGUUCCUGUGGGGUCAAGGUGACGUACUUCCCAUUUGACUGGCAGAACUGCACCAUGGUGUUCAAGUCUUACACCUACGACUCAUCAGAGGUGGACCUGCAGCACGCUCUGGAUGACCAGGGCAACGAGAUCAAAGAGAUCCAAUACGACGGGGGCUUCAGUGAGAGUGGUGAAUGGUACAUCCGCCACCAGCCCAGCAGGAAGAAUGAGAUCCGUGAGGACCUGUAUGAAGACAUCACCUUCUACCUGAUCAUCGAGAGGAAGCCUCUCUACUAUGUCUUCAACAUCAUCAUCCCCUGUAUCCUCCUCACCUGCAUAGCCAUCUUCAACUUCUACCUGCCGCCCGACGCUGGUGAGAAGAUGGGUCUGUCCAUCAACGUUCUGCUCACCCUGACUGUGUUCCUGCUGCUGCUGGCUGACAAGGUCCCCGAGACCUCCCUGGGUGUCCCCAUCAUUGUCAACUACCUCAUGUUCACCAUGAUCCUGGUCACCGUGUCAGUCAUCCUCAGUGUGGUGGUCCUCAACCUGCACCACCGGUCCCCCUCCACACACCACAUGCCCAUGUGGGUCCGCAAGAUCUUCAUCCACAUGCUGCCCCCCUACCUGGGCAUGCUGCGGCCCAAGGUGGAGAUGCCCCUCUCCCUGGACCAGCCCCCCAGGAGGGAGAAGAACAAUAUGGCUAUCAGCCGCGCUGCUGACGAGUAUUUCAUACGCAAGCCCAACACCUGCUUCCUCUUCCCCAAACCCAACAGGUACCAGUCUGAGGGCAUGUGUACUGACCUGAGGAAGUUCAUCGACGGACCCAGCCACUACCUCACUCUGCCUCCGGAGCUCAAGACUGCCAUCGAGGCCAUCAUCUACAUCGCUGAGCAGCUACAGGCUGAGAAGGACUUUGCUGCUCUGAAGGAGGACUGGCAGUAUGUAGCCAUGGUAGUGGAUCGCAUGUUCCUGUGGAUCUUUGUGGUCUUCACUACUGUGGGAACCCUGGGCAUCUUCGCCGACGCCAGCUUCAACCACACCCCUAGCGACCCCUUUAAGUACCCCUAACGUGGGACACACACUCCACGUAUGCAUGAACACACACAAGAUCCCAAACUUUACCUCACUGAAACCCCAGAAGCCAUGACAGUUGCCCCAGCCUCCAAAACAGACAUGCAUAGCGAGAUCCUCUACAUGCCUUGGACAUAGCUACUCUAUACUGUACAUGGAAGGGUUUCUUUUUCUAUAUCUGCUGUGCUGAAGUGUGACAUUGCUGUAGUUCUGGGGCAGUAGGAAUCAAGCAUCUCAGAGUAGGAGUGCUGAUCUAGGAUCAGCCCAUAGUCGAUGGAAUCUUAUUAUGUUCUAAAAGGCUAAACUGAUCCUAGAUCAGCACUUCUAUUGUGAGAUGCUUUCUGAAUACGGACCCUGGUUUUACUAAAAUAUAUUUAUUGAUUGCUAUAUGUUUGUUGGGAGGAUAAAGACAGUGAAAACCAGAUACUAUAAAAUAUCAAGUGUAUACAUUUAAUUUACCAGAGUGAGAAUGUGUGUUUGGCAUAUAUAAAAAAAUAUAUUUAGUCAGCCACCAAUUGUGCAAGUUCUCCAACUUAAAAAGAUGAGAGAGGCCUGUAAUUUUCAUCAUAGGUACACUUCAACUAUGACAGACAAAAUGAGAAAAAAAUCCAGAAAAUCACAUUGUAGGAUUUUUAAUGAAUUUAUUUGCAAAUUAUAGUGGAAAAUAAGUAUUUGGUCAAUAACAAACGUUUAUCUCAAUACUUUGUUAUAUACCCUUUGUUGGCAAUGACAGAGGUCAAAGGUUUUCUGUAACAAGGUUUUCACACACUGUUGCUGGUAUUUUGGCCCAUUCCUCCAUGCAGAUCUCCUCUAGAGCGGUGAUGUUUUGGGGCUGUUGCUGGGCAACACGGACUUUCAACUCCUUCCAAAGAUUUUAUAUGGGGUUGAGAUCUGGAGACUGGCUAGGCCACUCCAGGACCUUGAAAUGCUUCUUACGAAGCCACUCCUUCGUUGCCUAGGCGGUGUGUUUGGGAUCAUUGUCAUGCUGAAAGACCCAGCCACGUUUCAUCUUCAAUGCCCUUGCUGAUGGAAGGAGGUUUUCACUGAAAAUCUCAUGAUACAUGGCCCCAUUCUUUCCUUUACACGGAUCAGUAGUCCUGGUCCCUUUGCAGAAAAACAGCCCCAAAGCAUGAUGUUUCCACCCCCAUGCUUCACAGUAGGUAUGGUGUUCUUUGGAUACAACUCAGCAUUCUUUGUCCUCCAAACACGACGAGUUGAGUUUUUACCAAAAAGUUUUAUUUUGGUUUCAUCUGACCAUAUGACAUUCUCCCAAUCUUCUUCUGGAUCAUCCAAAUGCUCUCUAGCAAACUUCAGAUGGGCUUGGACAUGUACUGGCUUAAGCAGGGGGACAUGUCUGGCACUGCAGGAUUUGAGUCCCUGGCGGCGUAGUGUAUUACUGAUGGUAUGCUUUGUUACUUUGGUCCCAGCUCUCUGCAGGUCAUUCACUAGGUCCCCCCGUGUGGUUCUGGGAUUUUUGCUCACCGUUCUUGUGAUCAUUUUGACCCCACUGGGUGAGAUCUUGCGUGGAGCCCCAGAUCGAGGGAGAUUAUCAGUGGUCUUGUAUGUCUUCCAUUUCCUAAUAAUUGCUCCCACAGUUGAUUUAUUCAAACCAAGCUGCUUACCUAUUGCAGUUUCAGUCUUCCCAGCCUGGUGCAGGUCUACAAUUUUGUUUCUGGUGUCCUUUGACAGCUCUUUGGUCUUGGCCAUAGUGGAGUUUGGAGUGUGACUGUUUGAGGUUGUGGACAGGUGUCUUUUAUACUGAUAACAAGUUCAAACAGGUGCCAUUAAUACAGGUAACGAGUGGAGGACAGAGGAGCCUCUUAAAGAAGAUGUCACUGGUCUGUGAGAGCCAGAAAUCUUAUUUGUUUGUAUGUGACCAAAUACUUAUUUUCCACCAUAAUUUGCAAAUAAAUUCAUAAAAAAAUUCUACAAUGUGAUUUUCUGGAUUUUUUUUCUUCUCAUUUUGUCUGUCAUAGUUGAAGUGUACCUAUGAUGAAAAUUACAGGCCUGAUCUUUUUAAGUGGGAGAACUUGCACAAUUGGUGGCUGACUAAAUACUUUUUUGCCCCACUGUAUGUAUACUAUACAGUAAUGUGAAUUCCACAGGCGGUUGGUAUAGCACCAACCGCCUGUGGAAUUCACAUUACUGUAGAAAUCUGUACCACCUAUCUCAAUCAUUGUUUCUCUCUUCUCUCCCAUACACACCUGUCUGUUAAGCUUGUCGUGCUUUUGUUUAGUUUUUAAAAAUAAAGAUCUGAGAUGAGUCAAAUCAAAGGCUCCAUCUGUU
This is a messenger RNA of Oncorhynchus nerka (sockeye salmon), 3972 nucleotides long. It is a transcript of the gene chrnb1, whose product is annotated as cholinergic receptor, nicotinic, beta 1 (muscle). The transcript is spliced from 11 exons. The record is from RefSeq and is a predicted model, not a curated record. The coding region runs from base 196 to 1683 and encodes 495 amino acids. Gene Ontology annotation, biological process: chemical synaptic transmission; monoatomic ion transmembrane transport; nervous system process. Gene Ontology annotation, cellular component: postsynaptic membrane; synapse; neuron projection. Gene Ontology annotation, molecular function: transmembrane signaling receptor activity; acetylcholine-gated monoatomic cation-selective channel activity. NCBI's taxonomy places the organism in Eukaryota, Metazoa, Chordata, Actinopteri, Salmoniformes, Salmonidae.